CCAGCUCUCCUCUUUUGCUACUGCCUGUGCAGACACGAGACCUCCGGCAGUGAGUUUCGGAGCGGCCGCGUUAAGUUCUGCCUCCGCAUUAGCUGCGGUUUCCGGAGGCUGGGUGCAUACGGGUGAAGCCGGUGGCCAGCCAGACAUGCCUAACCGGGUGGGCAACGACUCCGGGGGCGGCGGCGGAGCGGGGGAGCCCGUGGAGGCCAGCGGCGGCGUGUACGAGACAGUCCUGCCACCGGGGAAGAGCGAGCGGUUCGCGGAGCCCGUGUCCGCGCCGCAUGGAGGCGGGGGCGGCAGCGACAGCGACGAGGUGGAGAUCACGCUCGACGUGCUGGACGACUCGGUGGUGGUGCGAAGCGUGAAGCCGGUGGCGGGAGGGGAGGACUCGGCGGUGACGCUGGAGAAGCGGUCGUCCUCGCACGGCCGUGGCGUGCUCCGGAACGCCUCCGCGCGGGUCAAGCAAGUGUCUCAGGGGCUCCGGCGGAUCGCGUCCUUCAACCUCCGGGGAGGCGGCCCUAGCCGCAUCGACAGGUCCAACUCCAAGCCCGUCGCCACGCACGCGCUCGAGGGUCUCAAGUUCAUCAGCGGCACUAACGGCUCCGCCGAGUGGACCGCCGCCGACGCCGAGAGGGUUUUCGACAGAAAAGCCAAGAAUGGGCGCCUCUCCCGCUCCAAGUUCGGCGAGUGCAUCGGUAUGAAAGAGGCCACGUUCGCCGGUGAGUUGUUCGACGCGCUAGCAAGGCGGCGGAACAUCACCGGAGACAGCAUCGACAAGUCGGAGCUGCGUGAGUUCUGGGAUCAAAUUUCAGACACCAGCUUCGACAGCCGCCUGCAGACCUUCCUCGACAUGGUGGACAAGAACGACGACGGGAGAAUUAGCGAGGACGAGGUCAAACAGAUCAUCACGUUGAGCGUAUCGGCGAACAAGCUAACGAUGGUCCCGCGACAGUGCGAGGAGUAUGCACGUCUCAUCAUGGAGGCGUUGGACCCCGACGAACUCGGCUACAUCGAGCUGUACAACCUGAAGAUGCUGCUACUGGAGGCGCCGAGCGAGUCGACAACCAACAGCCACAAGCUCAGCAAGCUGCUGAGCCAGCGUCUCCGCCCAACGACGGAUCCCAGUCCUGUCCGACGGUGGUACAAGCGUGCCAAGUGCUCCUUGGAGGACAACUGGCGGCGCUGUUGGGUAAUGCUUCUGUGGCUCUCCAUUUGCGUGGGCCUCUUCGCCUGGAAGUUCAUGCAAUACCGCCAUCACGCCGUAUUCGGGGUGAUGGGCUACUGCGUGUGUGUGGCCAAGGGCGGGGCCGAGACGCUCAAGUUCAACAUGGCGCUCACCCUCCUCCCCGUGUGCCGCAACACCAUCACUUGGCUCCGGAGCCACACCACCGCGGGACGAAUCGUGCCCUUCAACGACAACCUCAAAUUCCACAUGGCGAUCGCCGUUGGGAUCACUGUCGGCGCCGGGCUACACGUCAUCUCUCACCUGGCAUGCGACUUCCCCCGGCUGCUGCACGCCAUGGACGACGAGUACGAGCCCAUGAAGCCAUUCUUCGGCGACGCCAAGCCGCCCAACUACUGGUGGUUCGUGAGGGGGACAGAGGGGUGGACGGGGCUAGUGAUGAUGGCACUCAUGGCCGUCGCCUUUACGUUCGCCACGGCACCGCUCCGCAAGGGGAAGCUCCGCCUUCCAAAGCUCAAGAAGCUCGAGAGCCUCGACAGCAACCACGAGCCUAGGGAGCUCACCCGCUUCGCCAGGCUCGUCAACGCCUCGUGUAGCCGCCUCACUUGGUUGGUCAACGCCUUGCUCAACCGCUUCACUGGGUACAACGUCUUCUGGUACACACACCACCUCCUCCUCGCCGUUUACGCGCUGCUCAUCGUCCAUGGACACUUUCUCUACCUCAACAAGAAGUGGCAAAAGAAGUCGACGUGGAUGUACCUGGCGGUGCCGAUGACCGUGUACGCAUGCGAGCGGCUGACGAGGACGCUGCGAUCGCGCGUGAGGUCGGUGAAAAAAGUCAGGGUGGCCGUGCAUCCGCACCCGGCGACCCUGCUGUCGCUGCACUUGUCCAAGCCGCAGGGGUUUAGGUACAAGAGCGGGCAGUACAUCUACGUCAAGUGCCCCGACGUCUCGCCAUUCCAGUGGCACCCGUUCUCCAUCACGUCGGCGCCAGGGGACGACUACGUCAGCGUCCACAUCAAAACGCUCGGCAACUGGACCAACCAGCUCAGGAACGCCUUCUUAAAGGUUUGCCCAACACCGACAGAGGGGACGACCGAGAUUCUUCGGGCGGAGUACAACCGUGACAACGCCGUGUCCAACCCGAGCCUCCCGAAGGUGCUGAUCGACGGGCCAUACGGGGCGCCGGCGCAGGACUACAAGGAGUACGACAUCGUGCUACUGGUGGGACUCGGCAUCGGUGCAACGCCUAUGAUCUCGAUCAUCAAGGACAUCAUCACCAACGCGAGGCGGCUCGACGGGGACGUUGAGUCCGGCAACGGCAACGGCGGCGGCGCGAGCCUGUUCCGGACCUGUCGAGCCUACUUCUACUGGGUCACCCGGGAGCAGGGCUCCCUGGAGUGGUUCCGUGGGGUCAUGGACGAGGUGGCCGAGGCCGACGAGAAGCGCAUCAUCGAGCUCCACAACCACUGCACCAGCGUCCACCAGAAGGGCGACGCCCGGUCGGCGCUCAUCGCCAUGCUCCAGUCCCUCCACUACGCCAAGAACGGCGUCGACGUCGUCUCCGGCAGCCGCGUCAUGUCCCACUUCGGCCGGCCGGACUGGGCCCAAGUCUACCAACGCAUCGCCGACGAGAAUAAGCAAAAACGCGUCGGAGUGUUCUAUUGUGGCGAGCCGGUGCUCACGAACGAGCUGCGCGGGCUUGCAAAGUAUUUCUCAAGAAAAUCAAGCACAAAAUUCGUGUUCCACAGCGAGAAUUUCUAGUUUUGCAAGACAUCCAGCCAGAAGAGGGUUCUCCUUUUAUUUUUCCUGGCAGAAAAAAAGAGAGAGAAGAGGUUUCUCCUUUUGCAGAACCCGUGUUAAUUUAGCUCCUAGAUUAAUAACGUUGUGGCUUCCCGUACUGUGUGCCCGGAGUAGGGGAGAUCGUGGACGCCAGCGGCGGCGUGCGGGAGAGAGCCGUGCCUCCGGGGGCGCGGAAGACCAACGCAACCAACGCCUCUCUGUUUUGCCAACGAAAUCAUUUUCAUUUAUAGUACGUAUUAUUUAUUAAAA
This is a messenger RNA of Triticum aestivum (bread wheat), 3235 nucleotides long. Its product is annotated as respiratory burst oxidase homolog protein B. Gene Ontology annotation, molecular function: calcium ion binding; peroxidase activity; NAD(P)H oxidase H2O2-forming activity. The transcript has 10 exons. The coding region runs from base 146 to 2947 and encodes 933 amino acids. Gene Ontology annotation, cellular component: plasma membrane. The record is from RefSeq and is a predicted model, not a curated record. Lineage: Eukaryota; Viridiplantae; Streptophyta; Magnoliopsida; Poales; Poaceae.